Molecule: messenger RNA, 971 nt
Organism: Gopherus evgoodei (Goodes thornscrub tortoise)
Lineage: Eukaryota; Metazoa; Chordata; Testudines; Testudinidae
Gene: AKAIN1
Product: A-kinase anchor inhibitor 1
Exons: 2
Coding region: 58-264 (68 amino acids)
Source: RefSeq, a predicted model, not a curated record
CACCCCGGCCCUCCCGCCUCCUCCCGCCCUGUCCGCGGCGCCCGGCCGGAGACGAGCAUGGUGUUUGCUCCAGGUGAGAAAUCUGGAAAUGAACAAGAAGAAGUUGCGCUGCAGAAUGCCAGCAAACAGAUUGUGCAAACUGCCAUCCUGCAGGCAGUUCAGCAAGUCUCUCAGGAGAGCCAACAAAAGGAGAAGAGAGUAAACAGCAGUGUGAGUCUGCAGUUAGAAAGAGGGGAAUUAACCAAGAAGCAUGAAAAGAAGUAAAAGAGUGAACUACUUGUUUUGGUCCUCCAGUUGGCAGUAUCUCCAGCUUGCCUCUUAGUAUCAGCUGUGUUGCCAGUGCAAUGUUACUACUGUAAAGCAAACCAAAGUAUAAUCAGCACCUAGACAUAGAGUAAAGCUGCAAUAGUUCUCAAUUGAGAAAUAUUAAGUGCAUUAGGUGACUCACUUCAUAUUUAUGCAGUGCCUCUUAAACAUAAUGAACAAAAAUACUGUAGCUAUAAAAUAGUUUCAAGCACAAUCUCUUCUUAAGGGAUGGUUUUAUAUGCAAAAGCUUAUUGUUAGUGCCCUUCUGCAUGAAUCUUAGGUGCAUCAUCUGUGUCUGUUCAGUUGGCAGAUAUCUCCACUGAGUUACAGAUUUUACUAGGGAUUGGCUGUGUCAACUAAACAAUAUAUUGUAGCGUGUAGGAGAUGCGCUUUCAGGCUCCUUGAAACACGAGUUUGUGUUUUAUUUUGAUAGAAUGUGGGCUGUACAAAAUAGCAGCUGUAAAAUGGAUCUGGAAAGUUUCAUGCACAAAUAUCUUUUUUUUGUUCUUUUACAGUCUCUUUACAAAGUACAUUAUCUAUGACUAUAUAGUUCACUGAUUAUGCUGCAGAUGAUGUAAAUGUCCGAUACAUUUCUAAUCUUUUGCACAAACAUUAUUUUGAGCCUCAAAGAUUCCUUUAAUUUACCAGUAAUAAAAGAAAAGAAC